Messenger RNA from Gymnodraco acuticeps, 1448 nucleotides. RefSeq names its product CCAAT/enhancer-binding protein alpha-like. Gene Ontology annotation, molecular function: RNA polymerase II cis-regulatory region sequence-specific DNA binding; DNA-binding transcription factor activity, RNA polymerase II-specific. Gene Ontology annotation, biological process: DNA-templated transcription; myeloid cell differentiation; regulation of transcription by RNA polymerase II. Bases 138 to 956 code for a protein of 272 amino acids. The record is from RefSeq and is a predicted model, not a curated record. The transcript has a single exon. Lineage: Eukaryota; Metazoa; Chordata; Actinopteri; Perciformes; Bathydraconidae.
AACCCUGAGGACCAGAACCGACCCUCUCCAAACUGAACCCUGAGGACCAGAACCGACCCUCUCCAAACUGAACCCUGAGGACCAGAACCGACCCUCUCACCCUGGAUUCUCCCGGCAGUUCUUCUUCUUCGCCAUGCAUGCCGGGUUUUAGUGUUUCCAUGGAGAUGUCUCAGCUGUACGAAGCUCCGCGCGCCCUGGUGCACCCGCCCCCCCCCUCUCAGAACCCCUACAGGGACCCGGAUGUUAUUGGAGGAGAGAUCGGAGACAACGAGACGUCCAUCGAUCUGAGCGUCUACAUCGAUCCGAGCGCCUUCAACGAUGACUUCCUCGCGGACCUGUUCCACCAGCAGGGGGGCGGCGCGCGGGGCUAUCAGGAGAAACCCGACCCUGCGUACGAGCCGCGCCUGCGUCCGCCCCCCGCCAUCAAACAGGAGCACCGCGAGGACCCCCCCUCCUUCCACCAGUACUCACAGAAACCCCCUCUUCCUCCUCAUGCUCCUCCUCAUCAUCUUCAGCAACAUUAUCUUGAGUAUCAAAUCUCUAAUUGCGCGCAAACUACGAUGCAUUUACAGCAUCCGACGCCCCCCCCGACACCUGCUCCAAGCCCCCACCUUCAUCAUCAUCAUCAUCAUCAUCCCCUUCAUCAGAGGGGGGCGGGGCUUAAGUCCAACAGCAAUAAUAAGAAGCACAUGGAUAAAAGCAGUCCAGAGUACCGCUUGAGGCGCGAGCGCAACAACGUGGCGGUGAGGAAGAGUCGGGACAAGGCGAAGAUCAGGAACAUCGAGACGCAGUCGCGCGUGAUGGAGCUGAGCACCGACAACGAGCGUCUGCGCAGGCGCGUGGAGCACCUGAGCCGCGAGCUGGACACCCUGCGGGGAGUCUUCAGGCAGAUACCUGAGGGGGGGGGGUCGCCAGUAACCUGCGGUAACAUCCAAUCAUCUCCAAUAACAGACUGAGAGGGUUACGGAGCUCUCCUCUGCGUGACUUUCUGUCUCUCACCUGGGGGGGGGGGGUCCAAUCCCCUCCGAUAACAUCCAAUCAUCUCCUUUUACAAGAAGAAGAAACUCUCCCGUGAAGCAGAAAGGACUUUUUACUGGAACACUUCUGUCUCUCCUGAGACUCUGAAACUGAAGCUCUCAGUCCUUGUUUCAUGUCAACAGAUAGAGUGAGUACUCAGAAGCCUUUUGUCCCGCGAGGACGUGGACAAGUCCUCAUUCAAAAUGUUCCUCAAGUCAAAGUAGAAAAGUAUUCUCAUCUAAAUAUAGUGAAAGACAGUAAAAGUAGUCAUUGUGCAGAUUGGUCCAUUUCAGAAUAAUAUAUAUGAUAUGUUUUAUAAUGAUUGAUCAUGAAAGUGUUCUCAAAGCUGGUGAAGGUGCAGCUAGUCUGAAGUACUUUGUAUUCUGCAGGGUAGCUGGUAAAGGUGCAGCUAGUUUGAAGUACUUUGUAUA